Molecule: messenger RNA, 3949 nt
Organism: Osmerus eperlanus (European smelt)
Lineage: Eukaryota; Metazoa; Chordata; Actinopteri; Osmeriformes; Osmeridae
Gene: trpc4b
Product: transient receptor potential cation channel, subfamily C, member 4b
Exons: 12
Coding region: 189-2942 (917 amino acids)
Biological process (GO): regulation of cytosolic calcium ion concentration; calcium ion transmembrane transport
Cellular component (GO): cation channel complex; plasma membrane
Molecular function (GO): protein binding; inositol 1,4,5 trisphosphate binding; store-operated calcium channel activity
Source: RefSeq, a predicted model, not a curated record
AGGUGGUGGGAGCUGUGGAUUUGAUCUUCAACCACAAGAAGCCUAGCAGGGAGAAGCAGACCUGGUUUUUGAGCCCCGGCAAAUGGAGCUUUCUGACUAAAGGACUGAAGCCUUUUUAAGUUGUCCCUGUCUGCAUCGUCUCUGGACAGUGUUCUCCCUCUCUACUGCUGCUCCAGGCCUGCCCAGCUAUGCGCCAUGGCCAAGCAGCCAUUUCACAGCUGUAUAACAGAACAGAUACUUCAUUGCAUAGGGACCGCAUCCACCUGAAGAUUGUCCGGGCUAAAUCAGAACUGUCUGGCCUGGAGCGAGCCUAUCUGCGUGCUAUCGAGAAGGGAGACUACGCUAGUGUCAAACAGGCCCUAGAGGAGGCAGAGAUCUAUUUCAGGAUCAACAUCAACUGUGUUGACCCACUGGGACGCACAGCACUACUCAUAGCCAUUGAGAAUGAGAACCUGGAGAUCAUUGAGCUUCUUCUUAACUACAAUGUGUUUGUGGGAGAUGCACUGAUGCAUGCUAUCCGGAAGGAGGUGGUGGGAGCUGUGGAUGUGAUCCUCAACCACAAGAAGCCUAGCAGGGAGAAGCAGGUGCCACCAAUCCUGUUGGAAAAUCAGUUUUCUGACUUCACCCCAGACAUCACCCCCAUUAUCCUGGCUGCACAAACCAACAACUAUGAGAUUAUCAAGUUGCUGUUGCAAAAGGGUGUAUCCAUACCUCACCCACAUGCAGUGUGUUGCAACUGCAUUGAGUGUUUGUCCAGCUCAGAUGUGGACAGCCUGCGUCACUCUCGCUUGCGCCUCAACAUUUACAAGGCCCUGGCUAGCCCUUCCCUCAUAGCCCUCUCCAGCGAGGACCCCUUCCUGACUGCCUUCCAGCUCAGUUGGGAGCUGAAACAGCUCAGCGAGGUGGAGAAUGAGUUCAAGUCAGAGUACGAGGCGCUCUCCCACCAGUGUAAGCAGUUUGCCAAGGAUUUGCUGGACCAGACUAGGAGUUCCAAAGAGCUGGAAACGAUCCUCAACUACCGGGAUGACAUCAACCCUCUGUUGGUCGAGAACACCAAUGACUUGGCCCGUCUGAAGUUGGCCAUCAAGUACCGUCAGAAGGAGUUUGUUGCUCAACCAAACUGUCAGCAGCUGUUGGCUUCUCACUGGUAUGGCGAUUUCCCAGGCUGGAGAAGACGCCACUGGGCAGGGAAGUUCAUCAUCUGUUUCAUCAUUGGCUGUCUCUUCCCAGUCUUCUCCCUCUGCUACCUAAUCUAUCCUAAGAGCAGUUAUGGCCUCUUCAUACGCAAGCCCUUCAUCAAGUUUAUCUGCCACACAGCCUCCUACCUCACCUUCCUUUUCCUCCUCCUGCUGGCCUCCCAGCACAUUGUGUCUACACACCCUAACCGUCAGGGGCCGCUGCCCACAACCGUGGAGUGGAUGAUCCUGCCCUGGGUCUUAGGCUUCAUAUGGACAGAGAUCAAGCAGAUGUGGGCUGAGGGCUUCCAGGACUACCUCCAUGACUGGUGGAACCUGAUGGACUUUGUCAUGAAUUCUUUGUAUCUUGCCACCAUUUCUCUAAAGACUAUUGCUUAUGUGAAGUACAGUGGCUUCAAACCCAGAGAGAGUUGGGAGAUGUGGCAUCCUACCUUGGUGGCAGAGGCCUUGUUUGCCAUAGCUAACAUCUUCAGCUCCCUGCGGCUCAUCUCCCUCUUCACUGCAAACUCCCACCUGGGACCCCUGCAGAUCUCCCUUGGCCGCAUGCUGUUGGACAUCCUCAAGUUCCUUUUUAUCUACUGCCUGGUAUUGCUGGCCUUCGCAAAUGGGCUCAACCAGCUCUACUUCCACUAUGAGACAGACGAAGGAAAGGAUUGCAAGGGAAUUCGAUGUGAACUCCAAAACAACGCUUUUUCAACGAUGUUUGAGACCCUGCAGUCUUUGUUCUGGUCCAUAUUCGGGCUCAUCAGUAUCUAUGUGACCAAUGUGAAAGCGGACCACAAGUUCACUGACUUUGUGGGCGCCACCAUGUUUGGCACCUAUAGUGUCAUAUCCAUGGUGGUUCUGCUCAACAUGCUCAUCGCUAUGAUGAACAACUCCUACCAGCAUAUCGCUGAUCAUGCUGACAUUGAGUGGAAAUUUGCAAGAGCAAAGUUGUGGAUGAGCUAUUUUGAAGAGGGAGGGACUUUGCCGCCCCCUUUUAACAUCAUUGCCAGUCCAAAGUCCAUCUGGUCCUUCAUCACAUGGUUAAAGGAACACAUAAUCAAAAGGACACAAGCCGUAAAAACAGAGAGAUUUGGAAAGAUGGGGAGACGGGCUGCUGAAAAUGUGCGAAUUAACCACCAGUAUCAGGAGGUGCUGAAACAUUUGGUAAAGAGAUAUGUUGCUGCAAUGAUCAGAGAUGCCAAAACAAAGGAAGGGCUUACAGAAGAGAAUUUCAAGGAGCUGAAGCAAGACAUUUCCAGCUUCCGAUAUGAAGUCCUUGGGAUGAUGAAGGGAAACAUUUCAGAUGGUCGAUUAGGUCAAGAAAGUAACAUCAGAUGUUCUACACCAGACAAUCAAUUCACACCCUCCCCCACAUUUCCCACUGCCAAACCUCAGGGCAAAAUCCACCUCUUUAACGUCACUUCCACAAUCCUGCAGAGUGCCACUGAAACCUCCACCUCCCAAGCCUCUACCAAACUAGCCAACAACCCAGUAUUCCCUAAGCUUGUUCCCCUAGCUACAGAAGUCAGGCUGGUCUGCAGUGACUAUCCCAAUGAUAUGUCAGACUUGGGGCAAAAGAACAAGUGUCCAGACCCCAGCAGUCAGGUGUUUCCUGUGUCAGAUGAGCCUGGGGAGUCUGAUGAAGACCAGCGGGGCUGCAAUGGGGGAUGCGGGGUGAGAGGCAGAGCCAGGAUGUCAGAGGAGCAAGAGAAGGAGGUUGAGAAUCAGAAAAAAGAAAUCCGUCCAUGGAAGCCAAUAUAGAUAUUUUCCAGUCAAUGACAGACUUACACCAUUAACUUAACUGAUUUACAUCAGUGAUUUACAGUAAAAAGAAAUGGUGGUCUGUUUGUUUACAUUGUGUCACAGAAGUUUCCCUAUAUGACAUUGUGAUGUUGACCACUGAUCAUAAUGAUGACCAAAUAUAUAUGCAAAUGAGAAAAUCUGAACUUAACAUCAACAAUACUGAAAGAAGGCAUCAAAAUACUAUACAAAUGAACAUGUACAACAGAACUUCAUGUUAUUUAAUAAUAGCAUUUUCAACGUUUACCCGAGCUGUUGGAUGCACACACUGCAUUUGUUUCAAAAUGUCUUGUCCCUUUGCCGUGCACUAAUGAAACACUUGUGCAAUGUAAAGAGGCGCUAUAUAAUAUAAUAAUACAAAAUAAUAUUUAAACAUUGAAAAAAAACAUUUAUUACAAUGAAAAUAUCAUUAACCAUCAUUUCUAUCAUGUGUACACUGUGAAGAAGUAUCAGGUCCUAUCUGGUCUGUUUGGACGGAGUACUAUCAGCUGUGAAAACAAAGAAUUUUGGCAGUAUUGUUGAAAAGCAAAAAAGCAUGUAACAUUUCACCGCUAGGUGGUGUACAUUGCAUGUAAAAAUACAGUAUGGCGGUACUUCCAAUUCUGUAUGUUCACUUUUUGUUCGGGUUAGAUUAGAUUUGUGGCCAAAUAAUUGAGAUUGCCACACACAUGAAUCUGGAGGAUUCUCAAUCUCCAUCUGCUCUGAAUUCUACAGCUGCUAAAUCUGGAGCACAUGUUCUGUGUUACGUAAAAAUGACUUACAACUUACAGAAGUUUGGGGUUCACAAAGGUGACUCCCCCCGUACUUCUGUGAAAAAAACUGCAUGUCAUCAAAAUGACAAAUGUCCCUCAGACAGCAUGCCUUCUUUGCUUCCACAUGUUUUUUUUCUCACCAUGCAAGUAUGUCUAAAGGUAUAAAGACAAAAAGAAAAUUACAAACUACAAAGACAAUUGUAAUAGUAUUCUGAC